AUGACGUUAAAAUUUGUAAUACGUGAUCCUAAAGCAAAAUUAUUGUUUUCGCCAAAUGAAUUUUUUAAUACAUUAAAUAGUAUGUUUAAAAAUUCUAAAAAUAGAAUUGUGAUAAGUUGUCUAUAUUUAGGAAUUGGAGAAUUAGAAAAAGAAUUAGUAGAAAGUAUUAAAAAAAAUGUAAAUAUAAAAAAUGUAAAGGUAGACAUUUUAUUAGACAAGCAAAGAGGCACGAGACCAGAGGGAAAAUUAAAAGAAAGUUCAGUAAGUGUGUUAUCUGAAUUAUUUGAUUAUUGUAAUAACAUAAAUAUAAAUUUAUUUCAUAAUCCAUUAUUAGGUGCAAUAUUAUAUAACAUUUUACCAUAUAGAAUUAAUGAAGCUAUAGGUGUAAUGCAUAUGAAAGUCUUUAUUGGUGAUGAUAUUUUACUUUUAUCAGGAGCAAAUUUAAGUGAUAGUUAUUUACGAAAUAGACAAGAUAGAUACUUUUUAAUUGAAAAUAAGUUAUUGGCAGAUUCUGUUCAUAAAAUCAUAAAUACUAUUCAGAAAAUGUCUUUUACCUUAAAUGUUGAUUUAACUAUAAAAUGGAAUAAUGAUUUGAUGAAUCCACUCAUAGAAGCUCAUUUGUUUCGUGAACAGUACUAUAGAAGAAUACAAUAUAUGUUAAAAGAAAUUCAAAAUGAUAUUUCAAACUAUAAUAAAAAAUAUUUAAAUGAUAAAUAUAAUAGUACUCUUAUUAAUAAUGACAACAUCACAAAUAUUAAAGAACGGAUCAUACAUCAUUAUAAUAAAGAAAUGAAUAAUGGUAAUAAAAAAAUUAAUGAUAAUCAGAUCUUUGAUAAUAAAAAAUGUGAAAUAAAAAAUAGAAGAAUUUAUAAUUUUUUAAAAAAAUUAAAACAAUGUAUAUUAUUUGAAGAAAAAAAUGAAGAAAAAAUAAAAGAUGACUAUAAGAAAAAAAAUGAUUUAUUCCAGUAUUCAAACGAAAAAUGUGACUUUUUUUAUCCAUUAUUUGAAAAAAACAAAAGUAUUCUAAUAGUUGAAUUAGCUAUGCAAUGUGGAUUUUCGAUACCACCUAUUUAUGACGAAAGUGAAAUGUUAGAAAAUUUAUUAAAAAAUAUCAAAAAUUAUAAUCAAAGUUUAGUUAUUUCUUCAGGAUAUUUAAAUUUUCCUUUAAAUUUUUUAAAGUUAUUUAGAAAUAUAUUUGAUAAUUUAAUUUCCAAAAAAGGAAAAAUACAAUUAAUCACUGCUUCUCCUCCAGCCAAUAGUUUUUAUAAGUCAAAAGGCUUAUCCUAUUAUGUCCCUAGCGCUUACUCUGCCAUUGCUCAUUUAUGCAUUGAAUUCAUUACCAAAAACGCAUCAAAUGUUUUUAAAAACUCGAAUGAAAAAAAUGAUUUACAAAAAAGAAAUAAUUCUUAUAGUAAUAUAUAUUUAGAAUAUUAUAAACCAUCAUGGACAUUUCACUCAAAGGGAAUUUGGAUAAUUAAUAAUGUGGAUAAAAAAAAUAAUAUAGUUGAGCGUUCAGGAGAAAACAAAAAAAAAAUUUGCAAUUACUUUAAAAAUAACAUGAACAAGUCAAAAAAUUAUGACCAGGAGAAAGAAAAUGAAGAUGAAGAAGAAGAAUGUAUAGAAAAUAGAGAAAAUGAAGAAUUGAAUAAUAUUAUUGAUCAUGAUUAUUUAAAUGAAUGUUCUGAUGAUUUACCUUGGGGAACAGUAAUAGGUAGUUCUAAUUACGGGUAUAGGGCAACCUAUAGAGAUUUAGAAAUGAGUUUUGUAAUUAAAACAAAUGAUCAUAAUUUAAAACGCCAAUUCCAAGAAGAAUUAAAUAUUAUUUAUGAAUCUUCCAACUUUGUUCAAAUGAAUGAAUUAAAAUUAAGAUAUCCCAAAUGGCUAAAAUUGUUAGUAAAGUAUGUUAUGAAAUGGUUUUUAUAA
Plasmodium relictum is the source of this 1923-nucleotide messenger RNA. It is a transcript of the gene PGPS, whose product is annotated as phosphatidylglycerophosphate synthase, putative. The coding region runs from base 1 to 1923 and encodes 640 amino acids. Gene Ontology annotation, molecular function: CDP-diacylglycerol-glycerol-3-phosphate 3-phosphatidyltransferase activity. The record is from RefSeq and is a predicted model, not a curated record. Gene Ontology annotation, biological process: cardiolipin biosynthetic process. NCBI's taxonomy places the organism in Eukaryota, Apicomplexa, Aconoidasida, Haemosporida, Plasmodiidae. The transcript has a single exon. Gene Ontology annotation, cellular component: mitochondrion.